GAAUCAGGAGGGGAAGAGAAAAACUAAUAGAUUCUAACCAAGAAAACCGGUCCUGCUUUCCAGCCAACAUGUCGGAUCAAAGCCCCUUUGAAACAGAUAUGAUAACCCUGAACCGAUAUGUCAUGGAGAAAGGACGACGGGUGAAAGGGGCAACAGGAGAACUGACCCAGCUUUUGAAUUCAACGCUCACUGCCAUCAAGGCCAUCUCAUCAGCAGUCCGAAAGGCAGGUCUUGCUCAUAUGUAUGGAAUAGCAGGAAGCAUGAACGUGACCGGGGAUGAGCAGAAAAAACUGGAUGUGUUGUCCAAUUCUCUGGUUAUCAACAUGCUCCAAUCCUCCUACAGCACUUGCGUCCUGGUCUCUGAGGAGAAUAAAGAAGCAAUAAUCACUCCAAAAGAAAAGAGGGGUAAAUAUGUGGUGUGCUUUGAUCCACUAGAUGGCUCUUCCAAUAUAGACUGUUUAGCCUCAAUAGGAACAAUAUUUGCAAUUUAUAAGAAGACCUCUGAAGAUGAGCCUUCUGAAAAAGACGCCUUACAACCUGGACGCAACAUUGUCGCUGCAGGCUAUGCUCUGUAUGGCAGUGCAACGCUGGUUGCCCUUUCAACAGGGCAAGGAGUGGACUGCUUUAUGUUGGAUCCGGCUCUUGGUGAAUUCAUUUUGGUGGAAAAAGAUGUGAGAAUCAAGAAGAAAGGAAAAAUCUAUAGUCUUAAUGAAGGUUAUGCAAAGUAUUUUGAUCCUGCUGUGACUGAGUAUUUACAAAAGAAAAAAUUUCCUGAGGAAGGAAUAUCUCCUUAUGGAGCCAGAUACGUAGGCUCCAUGGUAGCUGAUGUUCACCGUACCCUGGUGUAUGGUGGGAUAUUUUUAUAUCCAGCUAACCAGAAAAGUCCCAAAGGAAAGCUGCGGCUCUUGUACGAAUGCAACCCCAUCGCUUUUAUCAUUGAACAGGCUGGAGGAAUAGCUACUACAGGCACAGAAGCGGUGUUGGAUGUAAAGCCAGAGUCUAUUCAUCAGAGAGUCCCUUUCAUUGUCGGUUCUCCCGAGGAUGUUCAAGAAUACCUUGCAUUUGUACAGAAACACCAGAAAAGCAGCUAGUGCAGUGGUGGGAUUCAUCCAGUUCGCAUCAGUUCGGCAGAACUGGUAGCUAAUUUUUUAUUGCCCAGGCCCAGAAUGGACUUCCAGA
Molecule: messenger RNA, 1179 nt
Organism: Protobothrops mucrosquamatus (brown spotted pit viper)
Lineage: Eukaryota; Metazoa; Chordata; Lepidosauria; Squamata; Viperidae
Product: fructose-1,6-bisphosphatase isozyme 2
Exons: 7
Coding region: 69-1091 (340 amino acids)
Biological process (GO): fructose 1,6-bisphosphate metabolic process; sucrose biosynthetic process; gluconeogenesis
Cellular component (GO): cytoplasm; cytosol
Molecular function (GO): fructose 1,6-bisphosphate 1-phosphatase activity
Source: RefSeq, a predicted model, not a curated record